Aspergillus sclerotioniger CBS 115572 is the source of this 2243-nucleotide messenger RNA. RefSeq lists its product as uncharacterized. NCBI's taxonomy places the organism in Eukaryota, Fungi, Ascomycota, Eurotiomycetes, Eurotiales, Aspergillaceae. Bases 96 to 1889 code for a protein of 597 amino acids. The transcript has a single exon. The record is from RefSeq and is a predicted model, not a curated record.
CGGAAAGACGCGGCUCCCAGUUGCAUUCUUCUCCCGGGCCAAGCGGAUGAGCUGGCAGUACUCACCCAACUCACCCAACUCAACCUCAACCCAAGAUGGACAUCCAGAGUCUACUCAAUGAGGGCUCGCCAUCUUUCGCUCCGAACUAUGGACUUCCACGCUUCCAAAAUGCAGAGGGAGCCAAUUCUCUACUACUGGUCUCCCUAACCGAUCUCAGCGAAACGGCCGAGGCGACUUUACUCAAUGGGUUCCAGCAUUCUCCCCAAGCCAACGUCAAGCUCUCGGUAUGGCGCCCAUCAAGGCGCGUGCUAGCUCGGAUCGCCCAUCAAGGCCUUUAUCAUGACAGCCAAGAGAACAUAUAUGCGGUUGCAGUCCUGGCAUAUCGAGCCGGAUGGACCAGCCUCGUCGUCGCCGACGGCCUCACCAAGCGGCAGUUGCACGGAACUCUCCGCGUGGGCGAAAACCCACAGGUUUCGGUGGUCGCGGUUACUAUCCGACCACGGUCGGUCACCACCAGCGCCGAGGACAACGUUCGUGUCAAUGCACAACGGACUACGGUGAGCGACAUAUCUAAUGCCGAGCUGACCUUGCAGCCACGGCCGCUACCUGCUUAUGUAAAACCCGAUUGCUACCAUGAUCUGGGGAUCGUCCUCCAUGAUCCGGACCGGGCCCCGUUGUCCCUCGAUAACGCAGCCUCGCUUGGCCGAGAAGAGUGGCUGGAUUCUGCCCGUCAUGUGUUGGCCACCAGAACCCCUCUACCAGCCGAGCUGGUGCAACAAGUCAUGUCAUAUGCAUCUAGCGGUACUGAAAGCCCCAUUGCGCUGCCAUCGUGGGUUCGCAAUGAUGAGGGCCGAGUGAUGACCAUAUUUCUACUAUUCCCCACGACUGCAGCGACGCGUCAAACUAUUCAGUCAACUCUCGAAGGAGCCACCAAGGAUUGGAUGGAGAAGCACGGCCAUGCAAUCAGUAGCCGGACCACACCGUACAAACUAAUCUCGUGGGAGCAUCACCGGGCUAUGUCUCGCCGCCAGCUGAUGAAGCUGUGGUAUGAGUAUGCACCUCGACGGGGGCCGGGAGGGCUGGCGGAUGCGUUUUUCUUCCUUGGGAAGCCCGUAGACAAUGCUGCAGACAUCCAGAUAGGCAUUUUUCACAAAGUAUGGGACGGCCAGGCCAAUGUGACACAUAAGCCUCUACAUGUGAUUCUUGAACACCCAUACCCGUCAACUUGGAGGUGGGAGUGGGAAUUACCGCCCGCACCUGGGCUUCUCUCUCUGGAUCGUGAAGAGAACGAAGUCACUGAGCUCUUUCAUGCAUUUGACCAGCCAUUCUACUCCAAUCCCCCGCCGUGGCUCCCGACCCAGAGUAGGCUUAACUAUGUAGCAGUGUUCGCCCUUACCAAAACGACCCCCAACCAGACCGACGCCAUCCAAGCGGAACUUUGCACCUGGAGGGUCCGCGAACAGCGUUUCGAAGAGAAAGUCGCGUGUUUCGUGCCCUGGGAUGGGGAAGAGGACGGCACGCUGGACGACAUCUGGAGGAUUGUUCAAGAGCUUGCCAUAUAUCACCGAGGGUCUCCCAUCUUCUACCCCAUCUUCUUUGUUGAUCGGCAGUCCACGGCGGACAACACGGUCCUCGCCGUGCGCCCCAGGCCCCCGGGGACUCCGCUUCCAACCGAUCUCCCCUCGCGUAAUCUCGGAGGUUUCUCGUAUGGCCGAGUGCCUGGUCGGGAUGCACAUUAUAUCUUUGACAAUGUGAGCAUGAGAAGGAAUUACUUCAGCGACUUGGCGCCGGUGAACGUCUUUCGGAGACCCGACUGGCCUGCGGCGCUCGCUUCCCAAUUCCCCCCCGAAGGAGGACCUGUCGUGUUACGACUGGGAGGUAUGUUUUGAAGAUGUUGGGGAACCGGAUCGAUUCGUGUCAAUAGGAUUGUCUUCUUUUCCAAUAUAAUUCCCAUGCCAAGACCUCUAGGCCUCCACCCAGGCAUCCACUUGGCUGCCUGGAAGAACCCGUCGGCAAAUCUACCUUUUAAAGUGGCAUUCUUCUUCUCCCCCUCCCCCUCCCCCUCUUCCUCCCCUCAUCCCCAUGAUGAAGCAUCUUCAUCCUCACCACCAGCACCAUGGCUCAUCCCCGUAUUAGACUGCCUGGCUUCGGCCAGCCCCUCAAGACUAACCUGCCUGUCGUCGAUUCCCAAGGUGACCGGCGACGUUUUCCUCAUGCCAUAUCCGACACUUGCGACAGUGUGG